This is a messenger RNA of Medicago truncatula (barrel medic), 1839 nucleotides long. Its product is annotated as polygalacturonase. Gene Ontology annotation, biological process: carbohydrate metabolic process. The record is from RefSeq and is a predicted model, not a curated record. NCBI's taxonomy places the organism in Eukaryota, Viridiplantae, Streptophyta, Magnoliopsida, Fabales, Fabaceae. The transcript has 9 exons. Gene Ontology annotation, molecular function: polygalacturonase activity. Bases 322 to 1674 code for a protein of 450 amino acids.
GCAAACGUUGUAUGGAGGAAAAGGAAGUGUGGUAUAGAGACUUUGGGCAUUUCGUCUCAAUCUCUUAUACCUAACUAAACUUCCAUACCGAUAUAUAACCAUAUGUGGGAUAUAUUUAAAUAUGAAAAGCAAACAUGCUCUUUUUAAUUUCCUUGUCUAUAAAUACACAAUCACCCCCCUCCUAAGUUCCAUACCUCGAUACAUAGCUUUUGCUAAAUAUAUAUAUUCUCAUCAAACAAUUAUUAUUCUUCACCUUUCAAAGUACAUCUAUAUAUAUUUCUCAAUAUAGUAUAAUAAUACAAAGGGAAGAAAUUAACUAUAAUGGCCCUCCUAAGACAUUUCCUCCUCUCAUUCACUAUCGUCAUCAUUUCAUUUGUUGCUUGCAAUAGCAACUUGCAAGAGGACCCACUUAUUACUACAUACGUUGAUGAUUCACCUUCCUACGAUGAUAGUGAUACAUUAUUAUUCAAGAACAUGAUAGAGCAAAACACAAAUGAUGUUUUGUGCUUAGACCAAUUUGGUGUCUCUUCACGUUCACUUAAAAUUGUUAAUGUUAGAGAUUAUGGAGCUAAAGGGGAUGGUCAUACGGAUGACACACAGGCAUUCAAGAAGGCUUGGGAAGUAGUAUGUUCGUCAGGGCAAUCAGUUUUAGUGGCACCUCAAGAUUAUAAUUAUCUACUCAAACCAAUCAGAUUCUCUGGUCCUUGCAAAUCUAACAUAUCAGUUCAGAUAUCUGGAAGUCUUGAAGCAUCAGAUAAUCCAUCAGAUUACAGUGAAGAUCAAAGACAUUGGCUUGUAUUUGUGGAAGUUCAACAACUAUUAGUUAAUGGUGGUGGAACCAUCGAUGGAAAAGGAAACAUAUGGUGGGAAAACUCAUGCAAAAGGAACAAAAAGAAACCUUGCAAGGAUGCUCCAACGGCUCUAACAUUUGAUAGUUGCAAGGACUUAAUAGUUGAGGAUUUGACAAUACAAAAUGCGCAACAAAUUCACGUUUCAUUCCAGGAUUCGACUAAUGUUAAAGCUUCUGGUCUCAAAGUGUCAUCACCAGGGAAUAGUCCUAACACCGACGGAAUUCAUAUCACCAAUACCCAAAACAUCAAAAUCUCUAGCUCUAUCAUAGGAACUGGUGACGAUUGUAUAUCAAUUGUAGAUGGAUCUAGUAACGUAGAAGCCACAGACAUUACUUGCGGACCAGGCCAUGGCAUCAGUAUUGGAAGUUUGGGGGCUGGAAAAUCCAAGGACUUUGUUUCUGGAGUGUUAGUGAAUGGAGCUAAGAUUUCUGGAACUACAAAUGGAGUUAGAAUUAAGACAUGGCCGGGAGGUUCAGGAAGUGCUAGCAACAUCAAAUUUCAGAACAUUGAAAUGGACAAUGUGACCAACCCCAUUAUAAUUAACCAGAAUUACUGUGACAAGAAAAAAAAACCAUGUAAAAAAAUGGACUCUGCAGUCCAAAUUAGUAAUGUGUUGUACCAGAAUAUAACAGGCAAAAGUGCUUCUGAUGUAGCUGUAAAGUUUGAUUGCAGUGAGAAAUUUCCAUGCAAGGAGAUAAAAAUGCAAAACAUACUCUUAAUAUGUGAAGAAGGAGAACCUGCUAAGGCUUUAUGCAACAAUGUUCAAUUGUCUUACAUAGGAAAUGUUAACCCACGCUGCAACUCACAGAAAUAUACAAAUUAAGGUCUCUCUACAUGAUGUAUAUAAUAUGAUCCAUACAAAAAUGCAAUUAGUUCAUCAUUGUAGAUAUGUGUUUAUACAAUGUAAGGUGAUACCCAAUUGAACAUUAAUUUGUAGUGAGUCAUGUCAUUCUUUAAACAUGAAUGUAAUAAACUGAUAUUGCCAUUA